Molecule: messenger RNA, 993 nt
Organism: Chlorella variabilis
Lineage: Eukaryota; Viridiplantae; Chlorophyta; Trebouxiophyceae; Chlorellales; Chlorellaceae
Exons: 10
Coding region: 1-993 (330 amino acids)
Source: RefSeq, a predicted model, not a curated record
AUGAGGGACACGCUGGCGCUCAGCGCCAACCGGCUGCGCGCCAUUCUCGUGUCCAGCAUCUCGCUGUUGGCGGCCUCUGCCCUGCCCAUCGUCUCGUACAUCUAUGUCUACCGCCAUGCAACGGCCGCGCUGGGGCCCUUUGCAUGGACGCACUGGGCCGUCUGUGGCGUAGCCUGCUCGCUGGGCAUUGUGGCGCACAGCAUGAGCAAUAGAGUGCUGCUGGCGCUGCACGCCGCCCUGUGCUGCAUGCUGGGCGCAGCGUUGGGUGGCUUUGACACCGCCUUCUGGUACCAGCUCACCAAUCGGUGCCAGACACUGCAGGCGGUGUUCCAAGGCUGCCAGCAGUGCACCUGCGCCGCCACCAACACCUGCGCCGCUGCCAACUUCCAGACAGACGCAAACUGCCAGAGCUGCACAGCCUACCCGACGGAGGCGUGCGAUCCAGCCCUGCAGGAGGCGCAGAAGCUUGUGAUCGCAUUCACGGGCCUGUCCGCAGUCGUCUUCCUCGCGCUUCCCACCUUUUACAGCCUGCUGGUGCUGGCCCGCCUGGAGGCCAGCGCCGCCGUGACAGCCGCCAGGCGGCAGAUGGUGAGCUUUGCCGUUGACUCACAGACCACGAUGGUCGAAUCCAACGAGAAGCCCAGCGUGACCCCAGCCAUGCUGGCUGCCUGGGUGUCGUUCCUGCUGGGCACCGCAGACCCAGACAGUGUGGCCAUCGCCGACAGGUGCCGCUCUGUGCUGUCGGCACGUGGCUUUGAGCUUGACAUCAAGCCGACAAGUUCCAAAAGGAAGGAAAAGGGCAAGGGCAAGGGGCGGCCUGGCAAGCGCGCCGGUGGCAGCAAGGAGCUGGUUGCUGACUCGAGCAGCGCAGGCAUGGCACAGGAGGCGGAGGCGUAUGAGGCGGCCGAGUCUGGUGCUGGCGGCAGCAGCUCCAGGCCGGCAAGGAGCGCGCAGGUGGUAGCUGACCGGCGGGUGCAGUUUGUGGUUAAGUGA